GUAACCAACGAGCUAACGGUAGGCUAGUUAGAUGUAGCUAGCUAGCUUUAGGUUCUUGUCGGCGUACGCAGCUAUAGAUUUAACAUUAUACACACGAUUGUUGAGAGAUACAAAUGAAAGUCGUUGGUGUCACUUUAUUUUACAAUCACACUGGUGUUGUCGUCGACGUCUUCGGCUUAGUGUUUUUCAUCAUUAGCGGUCCCGUGUUAGUCAGUUAUCGUUAGCUGGUCAGCCUCUUCAGCUAGCUAGGUACAGUAGCGUAUGGGUGUCAAAGUUAGCCGUGACUUCACCGGGUGUCUCGUUGCCUGAUCUCACAUUUCGGACACGUCAAGGUUCCUCAAACCUGUAUCUUGAUUUUGGGGGCUGUGAUGUCGGAGCCCAAGACCCCCACUCCCACUCCUGCUGGCGACACAUACAAAGGAUGGGUGUUCAAGUGGACAAAUUACAUCAAGGGUUAUCAGCGGAGGUGGUUUGUCCUGAGCAAUGGGCUGUUGUCAUACUACAGGACCCAGGCAGAGAUGGGCCACACGUGCCGAGGCACAAUCAACUUGGCUACAGCGACUAUCACUGUGGAUGACGCCUGCAACUUUGUCAUCUCCAAUGGCGGAGCACAGACAUACCACCUGAAGGCCAGCUGUGAGGUGGAACGCCAGCGCUGGAUCACUGCCCUGGAACUGGCCAAAGCCAAGGCCGCCCGCAUGCAGGCUGAGUCAGAUGACUCGGGGGAUGACUUUUCUCCAUCAUCCCCACCGGUGGCACCUGGACAAGGUGGCGGGUCACAGAAUUCAGAAGUCCAGUCUGCUCUCAGAACACUAGGCAGCAAAGUGGAGGAUCUUAGCACGUGCAACGACCUAAUCUCAAAGCAUGGCUCUGCCCUCCAGAGGUCUUUAUCAGAACUGGACAGUUUGCGUCUGACUGGAGAAGCUGGGGAUAAGAUUCGUCAGGUGACAGAGAGGGCCACGCUGUUCCGCAUCACAUCCAAUGCCAUGAUUAACGCGUGCCGAGACUUCCUCGCGCUGGCUCAGGCUCACAGCAAGCGAUGGCAGAAGGCCCUUCAAGCAGAACGGGACCAGCGGGUGAGGCUGGAAGAGACUUUAGAGCAACUUGCCAAGCAGCACAACAACCUGGAGCGGGCGUUCAGAGGGGCUGCACAGGCUAAUGCUACUGCAGACAACAAAAGUGCUGCUGGGCCAGGGAAAGGUGAGGCCAGUGACGAGGACGACGACAAUGAGUUCUUUGAUGCCAUGGAAGAGGCUCCUGAGUUUAUCACUGUACCCGCAGACCCCCAGUUCCACAAAAGGUCAAGCAGUAACAUCAGCGGUUUCAACAGUGAAAUGUGUCCUGACGACCAAUCGCUUAAUGAGGAGCCUCUAGCGAUGAACCAGGAAUCUCCCUCUCAGGAGUUAGUGCCCUUGAAGAAGAGGCGGACACGCAUUCCGGACAAACCCAACUACUCCCUCAACCUGUGGAGUAUCAUGAAGAACUGUAUUGGCAAAGAGCUGUCCAAGAUCCCGAUGCCUGUGAACUUCAACGAGCCCAUUUCCAUGCUGCAGCGGUUGUCGGAGGACCUCGAGUACCACGAGCUGCUGGACAAGGCCUCUAAGUGCCAGAGUUCGCUGGAGCAAAUGUGCUACGUGGCUGCCUUCUCCGUGUCCUCAUACUCGACCACUGUCCACCGCACAGGCAAGCCCUUCAACCCUCUGCUGGGGGAGACGUACGAGCUGGACCGCCGGAGAGAGAGCGGCUACCGCUCCCUCUGUGAGCAGGUGAGUCACCAUCCCCCUGCAGCAGCGCAUCAUGCGAUCUCUGAUCGUGGCUGGACCCUGAGGCAGGAAAUCACUGUUGCCAGCAAGUUCAGGGGCAAAUACCUCUCCAUCAUGCCUUUAGGCACAAUUCACGCAAUCUUUGAAAAGGGCAACAAUCACUACACAUGGAAGAAAGUUACCACCACUGUGCACAACAUCAUUGUGGGAAAACUGUGGAUCGAUCAGUCGGGAGAGAUAGACGUAGUGAACCACACCACCGGAGACCGCUGCCACUUGAAGUUUGCUCCGUACAGCUACUUCUCCAGAGAUGUGGCCAGAAAGGUGACAGGUGUGGUGAUGGACAAGGACGGUAAGGCACACUACGUGCUGUCAGGCACGUGGGAUGAGAAGAUGGAGUUUUCCCGGGUGAUGCAGAGCAGCCGAGGAGGAGAGAACGGCACUGAGGGCAAACAGAAGACUGUCUAUCAAACCCUCAAAGCCAGAGAAGUGUGGAGGAGGAACCCGCUAGCCGAGGGAGCAGAGACCAUGUACUACUUCACUGCCUUGGCGCUGACCCUAAACGAGCUCGAGGAGGGCGUGGCGCCCACCGACAGCCGGCGCCGGCCUGACCAGCGCCUGAUGGAGGACGGCCGCUGGGACGAGGCCAACGCUGAGAAGCAGCGGCUGGAGGAGAAGCAGCGCAGUGCCCGGCGGGAGAGAGAGAGGGAGGCUGCCAGCCAGCGCACCUCCAGCCAAUCAGAAGAAGCUGUCGAUGAGGACUCUCUUACUGAUCCCUCCUUAAAAAGCGCACCUCAUGAGAACUACCAGGCACUUUGGUUCGAGCGCUGUGAGGACCAGAUCACAGGUGAGCAAGUCCAUAUCUAUAAGGGAGGCUACUGGGAAGCUAAGGAGCGUGGCAACUGGGAGGGCUGUCCGGACAUAUUUUGACCUCAGCAUUGACUGGAAAAUGCCCUGAAGAGGCUGAUCCAUCGAAGCCACGUGGUGGACAGCAACCGCAAAGGCUGGCUUGCCCCCCCCCACUUGGACAGCUGCCUCCCUCCAGUGGCUCUCUGUUCUAAGAGAUCUCCAGGACGGUCACUGCUGUCUGAUCCAGAGGGGGAGCGGGGUUUUUCCUCUGGCCCCUCUCAUCCCAUUUUGGUUCCUAUUUUCUUGAGUCCCCUUGUUGCCAUCACACAUCUGAGAGGUCUGGAAUGAAAAUGUUUGUGCUGCUUUGAAUCGGGUAAGGCUGAGCACAGCCGGGAGGAAAUGAGAUGGGCAGUGCUUCCAAAUCUACAGUAGAUCAUUCAUUUAGUCUCUCUUCUCGAGUCUCUUCAGUCUCUAAGACCAGGAGCAGAAGAGUUUUUGUGCUGGUAACACCCUGUGAGAUAAUGUAGUGUGCCUAUUGUCAUCCACAGCAUUGUGUGCUUUGGUAAUAACUCUAAAAAAUGGGGUAAGACCUGGUUAAUAUAUACAUUUAUCUAUAAAUAUGAUUUAAAAUAAUUGCAUUAAAAUGUCAACUGGUGGCCUUCAAGAUGUUAGCGUGGAUUUCUUGUUUAUCUCUCUGAUUUAGUGUCUUAAUGUAAUGAAGGUUCUAGUGUGCUUGUGUGUAUGAUUGCAUAUCUGCUCUUCCAUCACUUUACAACACUGCCACUGUGCAGUAUACUGUGUUAAAAAAGAAGAAAUGAUUGUCCAAAGGACUGGUUGAACCUCCACACUGUCAUGUUUUAUGGUUAGAAUAGAUUUUUUUUCCUGAUGGAAAUUGUGACAUUUUGAUGUGGCCACAAGGCCUAAACACCCUUUCUCUUCGCCUUAGAAAUGAGCAACCUGCUCUCACCUGUAUUUAUAUCACACCUGAGUGGACAUGAUGACAUUUGUAGCUGGUUUCUUGUACAAACUUUGAAGAAAUAGUUGGGGAAAGAGCUGCAAAUUUGCAAAAUACUUGUUCCAGUGCUGAAAAAAAUCUCAGAUUAGUGCAGUUUUAUUCAAUAACAAUUAAUAAAAUGAGCCAUUUUCUCAGGAUUGGAAUAAUGUGUUGCCAUUUUGCGGAUAAAGUGAAUGGUAACUAAGUUACGCGGCAGUAAAAAUGUUUUAAAAGUGAUGGAUAAUUGUGUGAUUUUCGUGUAGAGAGGAACGCAGGCAAAGAAAACAAAUGUAAACACAGUGAUGGAAAAAAAACACACACCCUGGUAUCUCUGCUGAAGAGUUCAUACAUAUGCAAGUACAUUAUGACACCAAAAACAUGGGAUAUAUUGUGUGUGUGUGUGUGUGUGUGCGUGAGAGAGAGACCGAAUUUCAUAAUUUUGUUUGUAAGUGUACUUAAAAAUGGAGAAUAAAGAAACAAAGAAGCAUUGCAAAUAACUAUGAUUUUAUAAAUGUAUAGAAAUUCAUAUUAUAGUAUUGAUAAGUGUAAGGUAGUUUCUUGUACUUUUGGUUCCUCUCAUAUUAUUGGAGGAGGACUGUCUUCAUUUUCAGAAAAAAAGGGAGUUUCCAUUCUUAACUGGGGAGACAUGACAUUGUUCAGUAUUUUGUAUUAACAAAGAAAAAUAAUCUGUAAUAAACAAAUGCUGUGAUGUCAAACAAAUAGCUUUUGAUCCUGUUCUUCAAUUUCAUUUGUUCCAUCUUUACCAUUAGUUAUUAAUUAGGUAACGGUUAAAGAAAAGCCAAAUCAAUUAUUUGGGAAUUUCUGUCCUCAUGUUCUUCGGAGCUUCGGAUGGGAUGACAUAUGUU
Chelmon rostratus (copperband butterflyfish) is the source of this 4472-nucleotide messenger RNA. Its product is annotated as oxysterol-binding protein 1-like. Gene Ontology annotation, molecular function: sterol binding. NCBI's taxonomy places the organism in Eukaryota, Metazoa, Chordata, Actinopteri, Chaetodontiformes, Chaetodontidae. The record is from RefSeq and is a predicted model, not a curated record. Gene Ontology annotation, cellular component: membrane; intracellular membrane-bounded organelle; cytosol. The coding region runs from base 369 to 2693 and encodes 774 amino acids. The transcript is spliced from 17 exons.